Messenger RNA from Acanthochromis polyacanthus (spiny chromis), 4220 nucleotides. RefSeq lists its product as uncharacterized. Lineage: Eukaryota; Metazoa; Chordata; Actinopteri; Pomacentridae. The transcript is spliced from 12 exons. The record is from RefSeq and is a predicted model, not a curated record. The coding region runs from base 5 to 2581 and encodes 858 amino acids. Gene Ontology annotation, biological process: DNA integration; proteolysis. Gene Ontology annotation, molecular function: nucleic acid binding; cysteine-type peptidase activity.
AUUGAUGGGGAUGGACCUCAUUGGUAAAUUGACACAAACAGAGAGUGGGCAUCAAUACAUUUGUGUAAUGAUCGAUUAUUUCACAAAAUGGCCCCAGGCUUAUCCUUUGAAGUCAAAGGCAGCAAGUGAGGUGUCGCAGUGCAUCAUCAAAUUUGUGCACCAGUUCGAGUCUCCGAAAAGAAUUCUGACUGACCAAGGGAAAGAAUUUGUCAAUGCCAUCAAUUCAAGAGUAUGUGAAUUACUUGGAAUAAAGCGAAGCCUAUGUUCACCUUACCACCCCCAGACAAAUGGUUUGGUUGAAAAGAUGAAUGGGACAGUUCAGAGAGCCCUCAGCAAACUGGUGGGGGAGAGACCGGACAAAUGGGAUGAGUUCCUUGAUGCGGUCAUGUUUGGUCUUCGAACGAAGAAACAGAUGACAACAAAAUACUCCCCCUACUAUUUGAUGUUUGGUCGAGAAGCGCGGUAUCCUUCUCAGAUUCCAGAACACUACAUGGUUGAUGCCACUGUGGAAGCUGUGGUGGGCCAGGAAGAUCUGUCACAGGACAUCAACCACCAGCAGGAGCUAAUGGAGGCUGUAAGGGGCAAUCUUGCCAAAGGCCAUGCAAAAGUAAAAGGCAAAACAAGCCACGUUUCACCAGACUUCAAAGUUGGGGAUAAAGUCUAUAGGGAAAACAUUCGGAGCCAACAGCGAAAAGGAGGAAAGUUGGAAGCCAACUUUUUAGGUCCCUUUACAAUUUUGGCUAUCCAGGGCAAAAGUGUGGACCUGAAGGAUGAAAAAGGGUCCAUUUUCAGAAAGAUAAAUGUGGAUCAGCUAAAGUUAACUGUCGAAGAUGCCCCCAGAGUGCCCCACUGGGGUACAAAAAUAAAAUCCUCAGCCCCAGCUGCAGCAUCCUCAUCCCCAUCCUCAGCAACAGCUGCACCAUCCUCAGCCCCAUCCUCUGCAACAGCUGCCCCAUCCUCUGCAACAGCUGCCCCAUCCUCUGCAACAGCUGCCCCAUCCUCUGCAACAGCUGCCCCAUCCUCUGCAACAGCUGCACCAUCCUCAGCAACAGCUGCCCCAUCCUCAGCAACAGCUGCCCCAUCCUCAGCAACAGCUGCCCCAUCCUCAGCAACAGCUGCCCCAUCCUCAGCAACAGCUGCCCCAUCCUCAGCAACAGCUGCCCCAUCCUCAGCAACAGCUGCCCCAUCCUCUGCAACAGCUGCCCCAUCCUCUGCAACAGCUGCCCCAUCCUCUGCAACAGCUGCCCCAUCCUCUGCAACAGCUGCCCCAUCCUCUGCAACAGCUGCCCCAUCCUCUGCAACAGCUGCCCCAUCCUCUGCAACAGCUGCCCCAUCCUCUGCAACAGCUGCACCAUCCUCUGCAACAGCUGCACCAUCCUCUGCAACAGCUGCACCAUCCUCUGCAACAGCUGCACCAUCCUCUGCACCAUCCUCUGCACCAUCCUCUGCACCAUCCUCUGCACCAUCCUCUGCACCAUCCUCUGCACCAUCCUCAGCAACAGCUGCACCAUCCUCUGCACCAUCCUCAGCAACAGCUGCACCAUCCUCUGCACCAUCCUCAGCAACAGCUGCACCAUCCUCUGCAGCAUCCUCAGCCCCAGCUGCAGCAUCCUCAGCCCCAGCUGCACCAUCCUCAGCCCCAGCUGCACCAUCCUCAUCCACAUCCUCAGCAACAGCUGCAGCAUCAUCAGCCCCAGCUGCACCAUCCUCAUCCACAUCCUCAGCAACAGCUGCAGCAUCAUCAGCCCCAGCUGCACCAUCCUCAGCCCCAGAAUACACUGGAUUUCCAGAAUAUACUGAGGCUGUUGCAAAGAAAUAUGUACAGGAUGCCUUGGCAGGACAGGAUUUUCAUGUGGUUCUGUCUAAGAUUGGAGCCUACAAGCUGUUCUACUGGGACAUACAGCGAGUUGUUGCAGACAUGGAGUUGGAAAGUGAGUCAAUAAAUGCAUACCUUUCAGUCCUUGUGAGAGAUCACAAUCUAAAGAACACCCAGAAGGCAGCAUUAAUCGAUUCUUUUGCAAUGACAGCAAUUUGGAAUCGUAGGUCCCAAAGACUUAAGAUUAAACCCCUGGACUACGACAUAAUUGUGGGAGUUAUCAACGAGCAUCACCACUGGACUCUUGCGGUAAUCUACCCACAUGAAAAAAAAUCCCUGUUCCUUGAUCCAAUGGGGGAGUCGAAGCAAGGCAUCCAAAGAUGUUUGGAAACAACAAGAGCCUUCAUGCGGAAGAAGGGCUGCCAAGUCUCAAGGUGGAAGUGUGAUACUGUCCCACAUCCAAACCAGCCAGACGUUACCUCAUGUGGAGUCUUUGUUUUGAAAUUUGCAGAAAAACUGUUGGAAAAACAAACUGUAGAUUUCCCAUCGACAAAACAAGACAUCAACACACACAGGAUGAAAAUUGCAGUCACACUCCUCCUUGAGACUGAUGACCUGACAGACAUAUGCUUUUCCUGUGGGGAAGAAGAGCGAGAGACAGAAAUCAACUGGAUUCAGUGUGAGGCCUGUUUGAGGUGGUUCCAUCAUGUCUGCGUCGAAGGUCCACCAAUAGACCAAGUCUUCCUGUGUGUUGCGUGUGUGUGAUAAUUAACAGUGCCUCAUGUAUAUAGUUCAGGAAAUGUGUUCUGUUGCUUUUAAGUUAUGUUCAUGUACAGUGAGAGUGUUGUUUUCAUUGAAGUUUUUUUUUUUUUCACUUAAUUUAUUUCAACUUUUAGUUUGUAAAGAAAAUGUAUGUAACUUCACAACCCACCCCAAGUAGAAAAUGUUCAUUGUCCUUUCUACAGAAUAAAUAUUUGAUCCUUUUCAGGUGGCUAUACAAUACCUUAGCCAAAAUUAAACACAAUGUGCCUACUGGUCUUGGUAUUUUUCUUUUUGUAAGUCUUUCUCUUGUUAUUCUGAGAAAAAUGUUUGGUCUCCAGUAUUAUCAGGCUUGAUCAGAAAUGACCACAAAAUAAAUGUUAGGAUGGUAGUUAAAGAUUUGACCCGUUUGAAGGGGGGAUACAGAUUUUUGCAGGCAGGCCAGAUAUGGGCUGAAAUAAUUUGUACCCCCCCGUAACUUAGGAUAGAAAUGAGCUAGUCCAUUCAAAGUCUCCAGUAUUGUCAGGCUUGAUCAGAAAUGACCACAAAAUAAAUGUUAGGAUGGUAGUUAAAGAUUUGACCCGUUUGAAGGGGGGAUACAGAUUUUUGCAGGCAGGCCAGAUAUGGGCUGAAAUAAUUUGUACCCCCCCGUAACUUAGGAUAGAAAUGAGCUAGUCCAUUCAAAGUCUCCAGUAUUAUCAGGCUUGAUCAGAAAUGACCACAAAAUAAAUGUUAGGAUGGUAGUUAAAGAUUUGACCCGUUUGAAGGGGGGAUACAGAUUUUUGCAGGCAGGCCAGAUAUGGGCUGAAAUAAUUUGUACCCCCCUGUAACUUAGGAUAGAAAUGAGCUAGUCCAUUCAAAGUCUCCAGUAUUAUCAGGCUUGAUCAGAAAUGACCACAAAAUAAAUGUUAGGAUGGUAGUUAAUGAUUUGACCCGUUUGAAGGGGGGAUACAGAUUUUUGCAGGCAGGCCAGAUAUGGGCUGAAAUAAUUUGUACCCCCCCGUAACUUAGGAUAGAAAUGAGCUAGUCCAUUCAAAGUCUCCAGUAUUAUCAGGCUUGAUCAGAAAUGACCACAAAAUAAAUGUUAGGAUGGUAGUUAAAGAUUUGACCCGUUUGAAGGGGGGAUACAGAUUUUUGCAGGCAGGCCAGAUAUGGGCUGAAAUAAUUUGUACCCCCCUGUAACUUAGGAUAGAAAUGAGCUAGUCCAUUCAAAGUCUCCAGUAUUAUCAGGCUUGAUCAGAAAUGACCACAAAAUAAAUGUUAGGAUGGUAGUUAAUGAUUUGACCCGUUUGAAGGGGGGAUACAGAUUUUUGCAGGCAGGCCAGAUAUGGGCUGAAAUAAUUUGUACCCCCCCGUAACUUAGGAUAGAAAUGAGCUAGUCCAUUCAAAGUCUCCAGUAUUAUCAGGCUUGAUCAGAAAUGACCACAAAAUAAAUGUUAGGAUGGUAGUUAAAGAUUUGACCCGUUUGAAGGGGGGAUACAGAUUUUUGCAGGCAGGCCAGAUAUGGGCUGAAAUAAUUUGUACCCCCCUGUAACUUAGGAUAGAAAUGAGCUAGUCCAUUCAAAGUCUCCAGUAUUAUCAGGCUUGAUCAGAAAUGACCACAAAAUAAAUGUUAGGAUGGUAGUUAAUGAUUUGACCCGUUUGA